Oncorhynchus kisutch (coho salmon) is the source of this 14955-nucleotide messenger RNA. It is a transcript of the gene zbtb20, whose product is annotated as zinc finger and BTB domain containing 20. Gene Ontology annotation, molecular function: RNA polymerase II cis-regulatory region sequence-specific DNA binding; DNA-binding transcription factor activity, RNA polymerase II-specific; protein binding. The coding region runs from base 916 to 2955 and encodes 679 amino acids. NCBI's taxonomy places the organism in Eukaryota, Metazoa, Chordata, Actinopteri, Salmoniformes, Salmonidae. Gene Ontology annotation, biological process: regulation of transcription by RNA polymerase II. The transcript has 5 exons. The record is from RefSeq and is a predicted model, not a curated record.
UUUAGGAUAAAAGCUUGUAAGACGAAAUGAACACUUGAUGACCACUAUAACAAUGAUUUCCUUAGAGAACAUUCUGCGAACAAGACAUACAUUCUACAUGGAUGAGCAUUUUAAGACCCAGAGAGCAGAAUUUAAUUAAGAAACUACAGCCUUCGGUUGUCCAUAUUGGAUCAAACAAUUUCCCCGUCUGCGUAGGUGGAACAUUUACUAUUUCAGAGCCCCAAUGGAGCCAGUUUCACCGUCCCACCGCGCUCCGUAGAGAGGGUAUACGACUCAAUGAUUGGGGCAAAACCACGCUGACCGAUAUAUCUUCCAACCUACACCGCUCAAGAGAUGGCUCUCUGUUCCAAUCGUAAAUGAAAAGGCGUGCCUGUCCAAAAUAUUCAACGUAUAGUUAAAAAAUGGGUGGGUACAUUUUAAACUCGUUUAGGUCCUCUAUGAAGGUAGGCUGCAGCGUGUGUUUAUUGAUGAGAUGAAAGAAGAUGGAAGUGAGAAAUGAAACAAAGUAAGGGAAAAUAUUAAAAAACUCGAAGCCUUGCCGGGGAAAAACCGGGGAAGCUGCAAAACGCUGUCGCCACUGGAGAACAAGCUUAGGACAGCAGCGAUAGUUCUGGAUUGGCUCACGAAGGCACUGCCAGGACAUCAAAUGUGAUCUGGGAUGUCAUUGCCAGGUGGGGAGGUUUCGGAGGCGUCCAGUUUAAAUUGAAAGGGUGGUAUUGAAGAGACCACUGUGGCCCUGUGGCAGAGCGACCUAUGAUAGUGGCAGCAGAGAGGACUGAAGGGACAGCCUAGGACUGGUCUUUCCAUAGCCACCUUCACCAGCAACCUGUAGCAGUGUGCCCUGUGCCUCAUCACCAGCCUCACACACAUCUUCCCAUCAAAGAGUCAUCUGACUGUGACAUCUGUUGCAAGGGGAUGACCGAGCGCAUUCAUAACAUCAAUCUCCACAACUUCAGCAAUUCUGUACUUGAGACCCUCAAUGAGCAGCGCAACCGCGGGCACUUCUGUGACGUGACUGUUCGGAUCCAUGGAAGCAUGCUGCGAGCCCACCGCUGCGUGCUGGCCGCUGGGAGCCCCUUCUUUCAGGACAAGCUUCUCCUGGGCUACAGUGACAUUGAGAUCCCCUCGGUGGUCUCGGUGCAGUCCAUCCAGAAGCUGAUAGACUUCAUGUACAGCGGGGUCCUGCGGGUGUCCCAAUCAGAGGCUCUCCAGAUCCUCACUGCUGCCAGCAUCCUGCAGAUCAAGACGGUCAUCGAUGAGUGCACCCGCAUCGUGUCCCAGAAUGUGGGCCUGGCCGGGCCAGGGGGGUUCCCUGUCAACCCAGGGGACUCUGGGCAGGAGACGCCCCGGGGCACACCUGAGUCAGGCACCUCUGGGCCCAGCAGCGAUGCAGAGUCAGGGUACAUGCAGGCCACGUCCCAGCAGAGCCUUGAGCGUGCGUACACAUCGCUGUACUCCUACUCGGGCCUCUCACUGCAGAAUGGAACCCGUGAACGCUCCCACUACGUAACCAGUAUGACAACAAGCUACGACCCAGCCCUUAGCAUGCAGAAGGACCAGCACGACCAAGACCCGCCGUGGAUCACCCGCAUCCAUGAAAGGUCACAGCAGAUGGAACGCUUCCUAUCCACCCCUGAGACCACCCACUGCCGCAAGCAGCCCCGACCGGUACGCAUACAGACAGGAGGCAUUCACAUAAAGCAGGAGGCAGAGGAUGAGUACAGCUGCUAUGGUAUGGAUGAGUGCACAGAGGACACUGACCACGUUGAGGGUGUGGAGACUGAACCGAAGGGUGAAAGCUUUGACUCAGGGGUAAGCUCCUCCAUUGGUACUGAGCCAGACUCCGUGGACCAGCACCAGUACCCCGUGGGCUUUGGGAGGGAAGGAGGUGGAGAGGGGACCCCAGUGCAGAUUGAAGUCGAUGACUCCUCCCCAGAGCAGAUUCAUGAGACGGAGGAAGGGGGCACAUCCCACAGCACUAGCGACAGUAACAUGUUGCAGCCCCUGCCCAACCCAAUCAUGGCCCAGUCUCUGCCAAGUGCCCUACUCUAUAUGCGUCAGGUCGAAUCUCACACCAGCAAUCUGAGGAUGCCGCUCACCAUGACCAGCAACACCCAGGUAAUGGGCAUGGCUGGCAACUCCUACCUGCCCACUCUGUUUCCCACACAGUCGGCCAGCAACAACAAGCCCUUCCUCUUCAGCCUGCAGCAACCCAUGGGAGGCCAGCAGCCCCAGUUUGUGUCCGGGCCUACCCCUAGUAUGCCCCCAUUCCCUCAGCAAUUGACGGUACAGCAACAGGCAGCGCGGGAACAGCAACAGGCGGCCUCGAUGGGACAGGGGGAGAAGAAGCCCUAUGAGUGCACUCUCUGCACUAAAACCUUUACUGCUAAACAGAACUACGUCAAACACAUGUUUGUGCACACUGGUGAGAAACCACAUCAGUGCAGCAUCUGCUGGCGCUCGUUCUCCCUGAAGGAUUACCUAAUCAAACACAUGGUCACUCACACAGGGGUGCGUGCCUACCAGUGCAGCAUCUGCAACAAACGCUUCACCCAAAAGAGCUCCCUCAACGUCCACAUGCGGCUGCACCGUGGAGAGAAGUCCUAUGAGUGCUACAUCUGCAAGAAGAAGUUCUCUCACAAGACCCUGCUGGAGAGACACAUGGCUCUGCACAGCACAGGGGGCGCCGUCACAGGGCUGUCGGGGGCAGCAGGUGCCGGUGGCCCUGUUUCCAUUCCCAUGGCCGUGCCCGAACCUGGCGCCGGCGUGGUGGCCCUCGCCAUGCCCGUCGGCGGUGGGGCAGGAGUAGGGGGUGGGGUCGGACCAGGAGUGGGUGUGGCUGCGGAGGCAAGCUGCCAAGAAGGGACCACCUACGUGUGCUCCGUCUGCCCUGCCAAGUUCGACCAAAUUGAGCACUUCAAUGACCACAUGCGAAUGCAUGUCUCCGAUGGAUAAGUACAAAUAGAUACACUUCUUUAAAAAAUAUUAAAUGAAAAGAAAAAUGGCACUAGAUUUUUUUUAUUUUGAGGCAUGAAGAAUAAUCAGUAUAGACACUGGCACAUUAAGUUUCCCAGAAAUGAGUUUUUUUUUGUUAUUCUAAAAGAAAAACAAGAUGGUGGCCUUAAGGCUUUGUAGUUUGAUAUUGAUCCACUGGAUGGAUCCUUACUACAGGCCUCUAAAUGUAUGCUUUCCUAAAAUACUGAUUUAUGUGUUGAACACUACCGAAAGGCCUAUGAAAGAAACACACACACAUACACAAAUUCAAACUCACACACCUAUAUACAGUAUAAAUAUAUCUUUGUAUGAGUGUAUGUGUUAAUCUGUGUAUGUGUGUACUUGUGCGUGUGUAUUUGUAUGUGUGCGUGUGUGUGCGUGUGCAAACAUUGCCAUGGAAUUUGGAACAUGGUAAAUGUAAUCCCAUAUUGACCGUUUUGGACACUAUUAGGAGUCCAAGCUUACUGUGGUAUAAUUUUCACAAAAAAAUAUAAAAAAUCUGGCUUGGGCUAAAGAUUCCCUCUGAAAAAUAUUGUUGGUCACAAGUUUGCCUUCUUAUGUAGGGUAAGAAAAGGAGAGUAAUUAAUUUGACACUGGGUUUUUAUUUAUUAUUAUUAAGGUAUUGAGGGAUUACAAUACAGCUGUUGUGAAGGUACAAAUUGAUAUUAAUAAUUGUACUGAAAUGUAACUUCCUGUGAGUGGGUAUAGAAAUGGGUAUUUAGUAUAUGUGUUAUUGUCCAUGCAUUUUGAUGGUUCAGGUUAAGUUUACAAAAUUAGGGUUGUUGAUAAGACAGUAUUUGAGCAAAAAUGUAAUAUUAUUAGGAGUUUAUUUCAUUUAUACACUGCCACUAAUAUCUUAGAAGACUGUUAAGGCUAUUAGACCUCUUCCAUUUACAACAUGUGACAUAACAAAAGACUAAAGGUUCUUCUUGACAUAAUGAGGUUAUAAAUGAUUGUUUAGUUCUAUGAAGAGGAUUUGACAUGUGCAGUUGUAGCAGGCUUGAUUGAGUAUGCUACCAGACUCAUCGUGACUGCUGCUUCGGAAUCUGCACCAGACUGUUAUCAGCUGUAGAUUACAACAUGAUUGGUCAAUAUUACUAUUAACGUUUAAAUUAAGAAACUAAAAUAUAUUAUUUGAUAAUGGAAUGGUUUACCGGGAUAGUUUAAGACAGCUGUCAGAUAGAUUACCGGUAAAUUGAGUGAUUCUGUGAACUUGCAUUGGACAAAAAUAUAAUUGUAUGACCUAAAUCUCUGUAUAUCCUGUUCCUAUGGACAUGACACAGCUAUUUGAGCAGGUGGAGAAACUAAAAUGCACUACUCCUGAAAUGUUAGCUCCACCUGGUGGCCCAAAUGGCAUGUCACGUUCUGACAUUUAAUACAGACACCGAGACAGACGAGGCGAGGCAAAAGAAACCACAAUAACAUAUAAUCCCGGUCAAUAAUUACUUCAUAAUAUAACACAACUUGCAGAUGGACUUCCAAGACAAUAAGAUACAUUCCUGAUUUCACAGAUACCUAGACACAGUGUGUACAGAAUAGAUUUGGGAGUAAAGCAAGUGUCACGUCACUCAAAGGCUCUGCUCUGAUAUUUGGCUUACUGUUCAUGCAUUUUAUCCAAAAUAAGACACACACGUCUGCCUGCAACUGCAAUCUGAAGAUUUUGCUCAUUUCUUUGAGUAGACACCUUUUUAGUUACCAUGACGAGAUAGUAACUUACCAGAAUUACAGUACAGUCUGAAAACAAUAUGUUGUAGAUAAAAACAAAGUGCUGCUUUGCACAUUUUCUUCAAAUGCCUGUGCUUAAUAUUUUAUUGUUUUACUUAAUAAAUGAAAUUCUAUUAUUUUCAUUUGUUCAUUUUUUAAAGGAAAACAUCUUUCUUAAAAGCUUGAUAAGAGGACUGCAUUAUUUUCUUGCAUAGCCUAUAUGUUGCACUGCUUGAGCCGAUAAGUGCACUACUGUUACCAGAGAUAUUAUAGUUUUAGAGAAAAAUAAUCAUUUUUUAUCUAAUAAUUUGUUGUAGAAUUAACGUGUUAGAAUAGCUUUGUUCCAUUUUACGAUAAGGUCAUUUUAUGUUUCUUAGCUUUUGUUAUCUCUUGUUAUUAUAUGUAUUUACUUGUGCUGUGUUUGUGCAAGCGUUUAGUUCUAUUUAAAUGUGAUCCAUCGUGUGAGCUUGUCUCUGUUUUCAACCUUUUAAUGUAUUCUUUUCAAGAGGUAAUCCCCUUCAACAGCAGUUAUCCCAUUGCAUACAUUAGAACAGAUGCUGAAUUUUCAUACAAAAGCAUUCAUGCCAAACUAAACCCCCCCCCCCCCCCCAAAAGAAAAAAAUAUUUUAUAGUGUCCUUGGACAUAAAUUAUGUUUUUUUUUUUUGAACAAGUUUCUUUAGGAAUUACAGGGUGGGUGGGAGAUUGUACGCAGCUAUUAUUUGCUAUUUGUAAAUUGUACACAAGUCUGCAUCUCUUGUGUUUGUCUGUGUGAGUGUUUGUGUGUGUUGUAUAAUCAAACUGUUGGUGUCCCAAGUGGAGGUGUAAAACCUGAACUGUAGGGCUUCCUUUGCAAUAUGCAGUGCAGGUACUGUGAGACGCAGCUUUAGCUAACCCUCUUGGGCUAAUAAACACAUUUGUUGUGCACAUUUACAAAGACAUCUAUUGAUCAAAUAUUGAUAGUGGUAAAUACAUUGCCCCGAGUGGAAGAAGUGCAUGGCAUCUUGUGCCUAGUGCUUUAGUUAGCUUCAGCUGGUUGAUAUUUGGAUAAGGCCUACCUAAUACUCUUCUAUCAUCUUCACCGUAUUCUAUCUUUGUCUCUUUCAAAUUGAAAACAAGGAAGUGAUGAGGGCUAUUAGUUAGUAAUCAAUCCCAGAGUUUCCUCAUAUCAUCAGAGCGAGGGCCUUGCAUUAUGUUUCAUAGAGUUUCAUCUGGUCACUGAAAUAGCAUGUGGUUGCCAAGUAAAGGGAACAACAUAUGUGACUUGUGAUUGGGCCGCAGUUUGUUAUCCUCUGCUGCAGAGGUCUCUAUCGGGAACACAAGCCUAUAAAUGCUUCUACUCUGUUGCUCCCAUUGCUACUCUGUAGGACCAGGAACUGCAUGUCUGCAUACAAGGUUAAUUGUGUCUGUAGUCUUAGAGGACUCUGUAGUCUCAUGUUUGAUGAGACAAAGUCCUUAACAGAUGGUUACAGUAUGUAAGGAACUGCUGAGAUCUAUUUUGAUCACAUGUUAAUGCUCUGGCAUACAGUUGUUGUUGGUGGUGGUAGUGGUGGUGGUGGUGGUGGUAGGGGUGGUGGUGGUGGUGGUAGAGGGAGUAGUGGUGGAGGUGGUGGUGUUGUCUGCUCUAUGGAACAAUAUAGAAAUGGUCAACCAGCUAGGCAGAGCAGUACAUUCACCAAGUUAGUCCCAGUAAACACAGUAAGAACCAUGCACUGUGAACUAAGUCCAACCUUCAGUUUCAGAAACAGAAUAAUGAAUGCUAAACAAUUUAACCAUCACUUAUUUCUUAUGAAACCAAGACCAGACUAUAGUUGCUUCCAAAUGUAUUAUCAGUGAGAUAAUCUAGCAUUAUUUUGACCACUUUGCAGUCUCUUACAGUCAGCCUAAAUGAUAUUUAUGUAAUAAAUGAAUCAAAUGCACUAUUGACUGUAGAUGUUUUUCUAAAGCACAUCAUUUUCUCGUUGUCAUAGGUUGUGAAAAAAGAUAAUAGCAAAGGAAUAGUUUAAUGUUGGUUUUGAGAUAUUUUGAGAGUGGAUGUGGGCUAUAUAAAUCACCCAUAUUAUCACACAGCUCACGAGAAAGGUUCAUUGGAAACAUAACAUAAUCUUUGACAAUACUGAGGUAUAGACCUGUUGGCUCUCCCCUGCCCAUAGAUGGUUGACCUCACUUAUACCUAUGUGUGACUUACAAGCAGACGUUUAGCAUUAGUAUCAUCUUAUGAUACUAUAAAUUGACAUGACUUAAGAACUUUCCAGGAUUUGUUUUCCAACAACGCCAUGUUUUGUCGGCAGUCCCUCCCUGGCCUUUCUUGUCAUUCUCACUUUUGUUUGAUUAACUUAUUGUACCAGUGGCUCAUGUCAUUGUGUUCAAUUAAUAGUUAGUUAAAAAGUUGGGAAAACAUGCAAUGCAACCCUGAAAUACGCCCCUGUCGCUGUUGUCCUUGGUUUAUAUACUAUACAGUCAAGAAAGAGUUUAGAAUUUAUGUUUGUAAGAUUACUAUAACAUAAUGUAUUUUUCAGCUAUACAAUAUAUUCACAAGUAUAGAAUUAGUUAGAAUUAAGCCUACAGCUUUUCGUUUGGUGUUUUAACUGUCAUGUUCUUAUAUUUCACGUUUUUACUUCAUUGUAGAGACACAGGAUCAGUUUUGCAGUGUGUUUGAAUCAUCUAUGUGCUUGCGUGUUCCAGGGCUUUAAUUUGCCUGUUUUUCUUGCAACCAUUAUGUACCGGUGCAUUUGUAAAUAGUUUUUAGUUAGUGGGCAAAGGAUAGACAGCCAUUGAGUAAGACAUCGUAGCUUGUCAGAAGCGCCUAUCUUCUCGUUGGACAUGAGCCCUCUUUUCAAAUGGGAGAUACUGUACUUUCAGUUGAAGAAAAAAAAUAGGAAAAUAUAACAAACGUAGUGCGAAGACUAAUGUGAUGUGAUCAGUUACUAGUAUAGCUCUUGUGACUAAGCAGGCUUUUAGAGAAAAACCCAUGCUGUUUAUCUUACAGUUCCUGAUUUACUUUCCUUCAGUGUCCUCACAUUCAUUUUAUUCACUCACCUAGAGUAGUAAUACGUAGUAACUCAGAAACUAACAAUUACCAUGACAGUAAACCUGCUGGCAUACAUUAUACAGAUACAGUCCAACUACAUAAUAUCAGUUGAAUCUAAAGUAUAUAUACACAGUUUUUUUAAUCAAUAUGUUCUUCAUCAACAACUUUAACACAUAUAAUGGAAAGCGUUUGAGAUACAGACAGAAAUGUAACUAUAGGAAUAUGCUUUGAGGGAUAUAAGGAGUAUGCCUAGCUAUCAAGUGCCUAUUUAUACAUUACCAUACUAAAUCUUCAUAAAGUAGUUUUGCUCUCCUACCGUACAUUUUCCAAAUAUAUACAGUAGCUAUAUACACAUGAUAAUCUAUACACAAAUUAUAACAAUAUUUAUACUACUAUAACAGCAAUGUUGGUCACAGUCAUAACACAGUGCAUCCUAAGAAAGCCCUUUAAAAUAUCUUUAUCCGUCUCAAAUCUUCUAUUUAUAUAAAGAUAGAUUUGUUAUUAUUUCCUGCUGACAUACUUAGUUUUAUAACUAGUACAUAGGAGAAAACAGCUAAGAUAAACAACUGGAGUUCAUGAACUGUAGUAAAGGUUCGCUUUAAGGGGCCUAGCCAUGAGGCAUUCAACUAACUCUUCUUCAUUAAAACAAUGAGUAAGCAUGUGUAGUAAUAUGAUAUAGUAGCUAGUCCCUAUCUUAAUGUUUGCCAUUACAAAACCACAACAUUGUUUUGUUCGUCUAAAGCUACAGGUAUGUGUUCUGAAAGAUUUUGAACAGUUUUGCGUAGUUUGCCCAGGUUUGUAAGCACACCUAAAUUGUCAUGACUUCUGGCUUAUCAGCACCAGCCAUCAUUCUUCUGCCACACUGAAUGUCUAUAAUUACAUUUGGGGGGGAUUUGCUGUUAAAAAUAAUAUAAAUAGUAGUCACUAAACCAAAAUACACUAAGCAAAAUACCUAGCACAAUCAAAUGUUGUCCUUAGACAUAGCCUAGCUGUUCUCUCAGAAUACAGUGAUUAUGAUCUCACAUAAGACAUGCCAGUCAGUUGAGCACAUUCCUUGUGUUUGUUCUCUGGUUGUAGCUCAUAAUGAUGGAUAAAGUGUAUACUAUUGUCUUUGUGCUGGUCGGAAUGUUUCAGACCUAGCAAUCAGUGAUGCUACUCGGUCCCUGCAGCUAGCUACACGUGCGCGCCUACGUUACUGUACUUGAUCAGUGACAUCAGUGCAGUGCUAUAUUUGCUUCAGCUACUACAGCCUACAACAACACAGCAAUAUCAGUUAGAAGUGCAAUCACGUUUUACAUGAAGAGUACCAAGCAUUUGUCUGAGUGCUAGCUGUAAUUAAAAGUGUCCUUGUAAGCAAGAAUCAGACCGCUAGCAGUCUUGUCAUAAUCUAUCGUUUUAUGAGAGUGUUACUCUACAAUAUGAUUUGGAAUCAAUAUUCACCAAUUGUGUGUCUCUCUACCUUGAAUUGAUAAGGAAAGUUAGUGUCAUAAAUGAUUAGGACCCAAUACCCGCAGCAUAUCUGAAAUAUGCACAUUCCUGUAAUGUCCAGAACAUUCCUGUCCCUAGUCUGGCCUCACUCUACGAGAUUAUGUUGUCGAUUAUUUCAGACUCUGUAACAAAUGAUGUGACCCCAACAGCCUUACUAGGACAAUAGAUCAAUGACUUUCUUUUCAUUACUUGCUGGUCUGCUCUGCUGGUUAUUUUGUCAUGUGACAUUUUCCCCUCUACAUUGGUUUACGUUUAGUUGAAUCUCCACAAUAAUCACCCUCACAUGUAUGUUUAUUAUAGUGUCACUGGCUUGCUAAACUGUAUAUGAUUGCAGAUCCGUCUCAGAAAAGCACUGCUUAGCAUCUCUGGCAUCGAUGGUCCCAUCAUUGGAUUUUUUUUAGCUUCUAACCAUAGUGCAGAAUAUGCCCCUGCAUAAAGGAAAAUGGCCUGCUUGCUACCAUGGUGUGUUCUUCUGGAACAUGGUGUGUCCUUCUACCUAUCGGAUUGUGUUCCAUAUGCAAUAUAUCUCAAACUCUCCCUUAAAUGUUGUCUCUUAGUUACGGAGAAUACUGAGUCAUCUAGAAGAUGUGGAGUUUGAAAGGUGCUGAAUAAAAGAGCCUCAACAGUAGCUUGCUUAGCACCUUGAAUAAUUGUCUUGGGGCUUUCAGCAGGUCUCUUGCACUUCUCACAUGUCCAAAAUAUAAUUUAUGUCUAUGGUGAGACUAAGCAACAUGCACUGCACUGUAUUACCCAUAUGUUUUUCUACGUUUGUCUCUCUUUUACCUAAUUGCUUUGGUGAACAUAUUUCUGCCCACUUUCUGCCGUGUACCAGACAUACUUGUGGUCUCAAUCAGCAUGCAAUCAUAUAUAAUUAGUUUGGACAUGCAGAGCUUCCAUUACAAUAUGUUGCUUGGUGUUGUUAAAGGUGCCGGUGGUAGUAAUGAUUUGUUGUGAUAUGAAACCAAACCAUCAGGGGGCUAUUGAACAUGUUGGAUGACAUAUGCUUGUUUCCGUAAACACCAAAGAAUGAUAAGAAUAUCACAGUGUCUGAAUUUCAAGCAGAAAGAACAUUAUCUGUUGUGUAAGCGAUAACAAAGACUACCAAGAUGUACGUUCCUAUAAAUUUGUAUGUGUUCAAAUCUGGCAAGAUGGCUAAAAUUAUAUUUUCUUUGAUACUCAAGACAGGGUGCUUGUGAAAAUGCUUUUCUGCGUUUUGUCCUCUGAUCGCUAUUGGUAGACUGUAGUUUAAUUGUUGUGUUAAUGUGCCUACUGUAGACCAAAAUAGCUUUUCUAAAGAAAUUCAGCAAAAUAUAAAAAGAAACCUGACACGUAGUAGUUGUUGUAGAACUAUAGCAUGUUAUAACAUGAAUAAGAUUGUAAAUGUUUCAUUGUUCCUCUGCUUAAAAUUAAUACUCAAUAUCCAUUAGUUAUUUUUUCUACACACACUUAGCAAAUUGAUUUAGGUCUUUCCAAUACACAUUUGAUUUUGUUUGAUUGAUCCGUUUAUCUUUGUUUAAUCCGUUUGUCUGUUAUUCCAGUUUUCAGUAAUUGAUUUCUUCCUUCCGUAUUGUUGAUUUCAAAGCUUUUAUUCUCUGAUAAACUAAAUGCACUUGAUUAGUGGAGAACUGAUACUAAAUUGACAUGCCAUGCACAAUUUAUCUGUUUGUCUGACUAAUAUUCUAAAGACAUCUGUCUGAAAAUGUUAUUCAAACAUAUAGUGGAAGAUCCAUACCGAAUUUAGACUGUUUUUUCAAACUUUGAGGUGGACCAAAAUAUGAGUUGCUUUUGCACAUCCUUGUUUUGCAAUGUGUUGAUGCCAUUGAGUAAAAUAGUAGGAAGAUUAAACUUGCCGCUGCUCAUAACAACCGAACCAAGCAACACAAAGAGGCCUAAAUCUGAUUUAAGGGCAAAUCAUUUAUCCCACAAUACGAUAUUAUAACAUUUUGAUGGCUUACCUAGAGCCUGCUACAAAUACAUUUCCCCCAGAGAGCUUUAAACUCAAAAGCCAGCUGACAUUUGAUGAAUAAUUAAGGCAAAAACAACAAAACAGUGUAAAGAUAUUACUAUUAAUUGAGUUGUAUUAACAUCUUGAUGAGUUGGACCAAAUUUCUUAUCAGUUGGUAGCAUACAGUACAUGAUGUUGAUUACUACAUUAUAUAUUUGUUGUAAUAUGAAUUGUUCAUAUCAAAGAAAAUGUAAACCGUUGGAAAAUAUGUAUUAGUAAAAUGUCACUUAUUGUGGAGGUAUGACAUCAUUUGUAUUAGUAAAAUGUCACUUAUUUUGGGAGGUAUGACAUCAUUUGUAUUAGUAAAAUGUCACUUAUUUUGGAGGUAUGACAUCAUUUGAAAGUUUUUUUCAAGCUGGAUGUUUGAAAUAUGAUUAGUUAUUUGGGUCAUGCUUCUUUAGUGUGGUAGUUGAAUGAAGUCAGUGUCUACAUUGGACAUUGUAAGAUCCACUCAGUGAUGAAUCAGAAAGUCAGUAUGCUCCCACAGUACAUGUGUAGAUUUAUGUUACAGAAAGCUUCGGUUUUUAAUCAGAUAUUCAAGCUUUUUUUCUGCCAUCUUAAAGCUGUUUAUUUAACAAAUGUACCUGCAGUGAAAAAUAAGUUGCACUUACACAUAUAUAUAUAUUAUAUAUUAUAUAUAUGUGUGUGUGUGUAUGAACAUGUAUUUAAUUAAGAAUCUUUUGUUAGGUUUUGUUGCCUGCUUUGGCUUCUGAUUUCUUUAUCUUCCUGAUCAAAUACUCCUUAUAUAUUAGAAUAAUAAACUUGGCAGAAAUGGAGCUGUUGUAGUAAAGGUAUUUAACAUCACAAAUAAGCAACCCUGACUUAUAUGCUGCAGUAAUGUUGUUUUUUCAGUUUGUUUUCUUUUAUGUGUGCUCUACGUUGGUUGGUAUUUUUAUUACUGUUAUGAAACAACCUUGUUUGAAUUGUAAGACUGCUGUUUUGAAAUAGGUGAUGCGUUUUUUUUAUGUAUGUAGGUAGGUAGGUAUGUAGGUAGGCUACAAGGAAGUUUCAUACUUUGACUUGUCAAACACUGGACUGGAGUGAGUUUUCCAACAUUUCCAAGUUGAGAGCUACUAUAUGAGACAUGAACCGACUGCACAGAAUACAGCCUUAUCGCACCCAUUACCUGACAGACAGAGAGGGUCCAACCUGCUACAGAAGGAAUAGUGACUUCUCUGAUUGGAAAUUAUAUUUCCACCAUUUAAUAGAUAAGGUGCUGAAAUAUAUCUGCCAAAAUGUUGCAUUUGUCAGGCUUAUCAAAUCUGGCCAUCAUAAUUAUACAAUAAUCAUUUCAAAAUUCCCUGUUCUAACAAAAUAAGUAAAUGCUAAAAUAUCAAAAGGGAUACCACUUAAUAGCAAUUCAUGAAUCAAAAGAAACCACUUGGUAUAUGUUGUCUUACUAUGUCAAUCAAACAUAUAGAUUGAACCCUGUAGUGAUCUUAAUGUCAGAGUCUUUUUUAGAGCCAACUACCACUUAUCAAACCAGAAAAGAGAUUUGCACUAAACAUAUUUUGGUCUUCGUUGAUGGAAAGCAAUAUGACACAGAACAAUUGACACAUUCUUCAAGCCACAGUAUCUCAAAUAAGAGAGCUGUCUGUGCACAGGGGUAAUGCUGUGUAAAAGGUGAUAUUUGAAAGGUUUGUUGGGGAAAAAAACUGUGUAAAGGUACAGAAUGGAAACUUGUUGUCUUUGAGACGCACAUUAUAAACUUGGACACGCACACAUUGUUGUUCAGAGUUGACAUAUUUGACCAAUCAGAAGUGUCCGAGUCUGAGGUGCAUAGUUUCCUCUUGUCAUUGUUUUGGAGAAAAUGAAACGGCUCUUACUAGCCCUAAAUGAGGGACGGGAAGGAGAGGAGAGUUACAACAUAUCCCAUAAACAUGCAAUCAUUGUAAAAUGUCCUCAUCAAAAAGAUAAUUGAACAAAAGGUAAAAAAGGUUUAUGUUACGUAGACACAUUUUUUUUCCAAAUGAUUCCAACAUAAGACAUUAAACUUCCUCCAUGUUAAAACAUACAGUUUUCUUCACUGAUUUACUCAUUUUUGUUUUAAAACACUCAUAUGAUCUGUAAAGAUUCAAGGUCAGUUCAAGGUCAUUUUUCUGGGAAAUGAUUGAUUACAAAUAUUUAUGAAAAAAAGACUACAACAUUUGUGUCGUAAAACACUGAUGGUUGGGAAAUGCAACUUUCCUUGUCAAUUGUAACAUCAGUUUCGCCAUCCAAAGAAUCAAAGCCCACCCACAUAUAUUGUAAUUCAUAAUUAUCCAUAAGAAAAUAGACUAGUGAGGUGAAAUAUUGUUGACGCCUAAAUGUUCUUUAUUGAGAAUUUUAAAUCAUCAAUCAUUUAUGAUAGCAAUCAUGACAACUAUGAUUUUUUGGUAUCUGGAAAUAUUAGCUUUCCUGUUAUUAGGCCUACCGUUUUGUGGUGCUGCAGUUUGUCUAAAUAUGUUGCGUGUUAGAGGAAGCAUAAGUAUGUGCCUUCUUGUAAUCUCCUUGGUGAGCUUGUUAUUAUUGAGAAGCUUAAGCCAGCCAAUUGUGUUUGCACUAAAACCAAAUUGCUUUUGUGAUGUAGGCUAUUUAAAGCAAGCUUGUUGCGUCACUUUAACCGUACAGUAUGCAUGAGGGUGAAAUUGGUAAGUGAUAGGGCUAGAGCUCCCAUCUGUUGAACUAGUGCAGCUUAGGGAAUCCCCUGAACAUAUCAGCUUUGUACUGCGUUCAGUUUUUGAUUCCAUCUCAUUCAUUACUCUUCUAAAUUAUCACAGACACAUGUUCCACAGUAAAUAGUCUCUGUGGAAUAUCCACACUCUAAAAGAUAAGUAAAUAACAUAAGAAAUCAAAUACAGCUCUCCUUUUAUAUUUGUUUCAUAUGCCACAGCUGAACAGCUGCAUUACUGUAGUAAGAGAUAUUCAACCAUUCUCUCAGCCCAUGGAGGUGCAUGAUUACAAGAGGUCGCCUCGAGACUUGGUCAACGUUAUUUUUAUGUUUUGUGAAAGUUUCUGUUUCUAAGUUAUUUGUGUUUGUUUAAAUCUAAGAGAAAGACCUACAGUACAUGCUUUGAGUCUUACAAAUGCACCUUAUUCAUGUCAGUCUGAGUGGAAAAGACUGGCUAUGUAAUAUCUCUGGUUUAACACCUUACUACACAGCAUGUUUUCACUUUAUGACAGUUUUGCUAUUCUUCCGUGCAUAUGAUUUCCAAAAUAAACCUUAUAUAUUUUGUGAAAAUGUUUAAAGGGAUGUGCCAAAGUUUGGAGGCGAUCUCCCAAGUUUUUAUGCUAAUAAAUUUGUUCUUUCUUCCUCCUUCAGUUAUCACAAUGGUAUGUCAAACCUUUCCUAUCAAUGUGUGAAAGCAAGUUAUUUCAGCAAACAGUAUCAUUACCUGCCAUUUUACAGCAAGCCCUGUAUUUCACGUAUAUUUACCAGUGAUGUGUAUUUGUUAUUAUAAAGAAAAAUAGCCGUAAAGCUUCAUUAUGUUACAUAAUAUUGUGACUUUUUUCGAAAAACUGUGAAGACUUAUCUUGCAUAUACUUUAUACAGAAGUAUUAAGCCUUAAUACAAAAGACUAAAAAAAGUGAGGAAGAAUAAACUGAUUGUUGCUAAGUAAGGAUGAUUUUUUGUAAAUGUUACCAGCACUUUUUUUGUAAUUUUCACUCUGAGGUAUUGUACAAGUUCACGCUGUUUGUGAAGUUUGAUUAUGAAGGAAUAAAAACUAGUACUUUCCUGUACUUCACAGAAAGUAA